Molecule: messenger RNA, 1731 nt
Organism: Closterium sp. NIES-65
Lineage: Eukaryota; Viridiplantae; Streptophyta; Zygnematophyceae; Desmidiales; Closteriaceae
Source: the annotation of a GenBank genome assembly
AUGCUCUCUCCCGCAACCUCGAGCAGCAGUGACCUCUCUUCUAACUCCACUGGACUCGACGUGCUUGCUCCCACCACUCCAUCAACUGGCGCGGGUGUAGUCGAGUCAUCCAUGGCGGAUAUGAAGAGCAGCGUGUACGCUUCGGACGAGUUUCGGAUCUACAGCUUCAAGGUGCGGCCGUGCUCGCGCGCGUACAGCCACGACUGGACGGAGUGCCCGUUCGUGCAUCCGGGGGAGAACGCCCGCCGGCGCGAUCCGCGCAAGUUUCAUUACAGCUGCGUGCCGUGCCCAGAUUUCCGCAAGGGGUCGUGCAGGAGGGGGGACUCGUGCGAGUACGCGCACGGCGUGUUCGAGUGCUGGUUGCACCCCGCGCAGUACCGAACCAGGCUUUGCAAGGACGGCACCAGCUGCUCCCGCCGCGUCUGCUUCUUCGCGCACACGUCCGAGGAGCUCCGCCCGCUGCAGAGCCCCGCCGCGGGCACCCCCGCCAGCAUGUUUGCGCACUCCCCCGCGGACAUGCGCGCAGUCACCGCCUCCGCCGACCUCCCCCCACCUUCCCCCUCUUCCGUCCGCAUGAUGUCGCAGUUUGCGCCGCAUAGCGCAACCAGCUCUUCCCCCACUGCCCCCAUCUCCCCAUCCAUUGCCACGUUUUCCGCGUCCGGGAAGUGCAUGCCCGGGGGAGGUCAGUCCGCGGGCGGGGGUGGACACGGGGGAACUGCGCCGCUGAGCCUGUCGUCGGGGGUAAACCUGAUGCGCCUCCGCGCGGCCCUGAAUGCGCGCGAGCUGACCAUUCCGGAGGAGACUGAAGAGGCGCUAGAGGCGCUGGAAGCUUCCUUGCUGCAGGAGCAGCAGCAGCAACAACAGCAACAACAACAACAGCAACAGCAACAGCAACAACAACAACUACAACAGCAAGGGCAGCUGCAGCAGCAGAACUCGCCACUUUCUCGACCAACGCUGCAGCAACGGCAGCAACAGCAACAGCAGCAGCAGCAGCAACAGCAACAACAGCGCUGGCAGCAGGAGCAGCCAAGAUACUGGAACCAGCAGCUGCAGCAACACCAGCAGCUGCAGCACCACUCCCCACCGCAGCACAUCCUCCAGGACCACCUGGAAUCCAUCACACGUGCCGACCUCGGCGCAGCGCGAGUCACCGCGGAUUUGGGCGACCUCUCCCUCACCCGCCAGGGUAGAUCCCCGGGCGUGCCUUUCCACCAGCUCCAGGACGCGCCGUCCCGUUAUGAGCCGACUCAGAACUCGCUCGGAAACGACUUGUCCCUCGGCCGAAACCCGGGGAGGAGCCCGGGCGUGAGUUAUCAGCUUCAAGACGCGCCCUCCCCCGGCCUUAGUAGGGGCGCGCAGCAGCUUUACAGCCCCUUACGCCCGGACGUUCUCAGUGGGGAUAUGGGCAUCGUGGGCGGGGGAGUUGCGGUGAUGCUGCGCCUAGGAGCUAUGGGGGUGUUGGUAGUGAUGGUGGCAUGGGGGGUGCAGAUGGGGGGAUGUUUGGUGCUCUACCCUCUCCGAGCCAGUCUCCUAGUCCACUCUGUGCCCACCUAUGAACCCCGCAUGCUGCCACCCCAGGGAGAAUUGCCCUCCCAUCAAGGAACUAGUCUUUCUAAAGGAGCAGGGGGUCAGCUUAUAUCGGGAACAGGGAGGGAGGAGGUACAGGAGACGGAUGUGGGGUGGGUGGGGAGUCUGGUUCGGGAUGCGGGGAGUGGUGCUGGGUUUUGA